ACCACCAGAGGGCAUAGUACAAGAUUUAUGGAGGCAUGUUUUAUCUGAGUUUAAUAGAACACACACUGAGAUUGCCGCCUCAUCUCCUAAGUCUUCCACUCAAUGAAUCAAUCAGAGGAGAACUUGAGGGUCUCUUUGUGGAUAAGGUUAUUGCAAGUUUGGGCCUCGUGAUAUCUAUUUACGAUAUUCGCUCCAUAGAUGGUGGUUUUAUUUAUCCAAGUGAAGGUGCCUCAACAUAUACGGUCAAGUUUAGACUGGUAGUGUUUCGCCCAUUUGUAGGAGAAGUAAUAACUGCUAGACUCAAAGAGUCCAAUGCAGAGGGUUUGCGCUUGUCGCUUGGAUUUUUCAGUGACAUUUAUGUACCCGCACCUUUAAUGCCAGUUCCAUCACGUUCUGAACCUGAUCCGGAAAACCAGAACCAAGUCAGGUGGAUAUGGAUGUUUGAUGAACAAGAAUAUCCGAUUGAUGGCGUAGAUGAGAUUAGGUUCCAAGUUCAUAAUGUUAGUUAUCCAUCAAUACCUCUUGAGCAAGAUAAAGAUUCAAAGGCAUUUGCACCAAUGGUUAUAAAGGGAUCUCUUGAUGCUGAUGGUCUAGGACCCAUUUCAUGGUGGAUAUAGCGGAAUUGCUGUAGAAUCUUUGACAAGGAACCAUACAGUUAUUUUUUUGUUGAUGGAGAGAAACGGUGUAAUUCACCUCAUGAGAGAGCAGCAAAAUGAGAUCUUUUGAGUUAAUUCAAAUUUCUUUCGUUUGGUUUGAGGUAUAAGCCAAGUUCAUCUUGGUUGACAAAUCGGUAUUGCUUUAUAGCAUGUUUGGUUUCCGGUA
Messenger RNA from Lycium ferocissimum, 822 nucleotides. RefSeq lists its product as uncharacterized. NCBI's taxonomy places the organism in Eukaryota, Viridiplantae, Streptophyta, Magnoliopsida, Solanales, Solanaceae. Bases 36 to 617 code for a protein of 193 amino acids. Gene Ontology annotation, cellular component: RNA polymerase III complex. The transcript is spliced from 8 exons. Gene Ontology annotation, biological process: DNA-templated transcription; transcription initiation at RNA polymerase III promoter. The record is from RefSeq and is a predicted model, not a curated record.